Molecule: messenger RNA, 1092 nt
Organism: Didymosphaeria variabile
Lineage: Eukaryota; Fungi; Ascomycota; Dothideomycetes; Pleosporales; Didymosphaeriaceae
Exons: 1
Coding region: 1-1092 (363 amino acids)
Molecular function (GO): oxidoreductase activity
Source: RefSeq, a predicted model, not a curated record
AUGAGCGCACAUACUGAGAUCCCCAAAACCAUGAUCGGGGUCGUCCUCACAGGCCAUGGUGGACCUGAUAAAUUGGAGUACCGCGAGGAUCUACCAGUUCCUACUAUAGCAUCUGAUGAAGUCUUAAUUCGAGUCGCCGCCGCAGGCAUCAACAACACCGACAUCAACACCCGGAUCGGGUGGUAUUCCAAGGGCGUCAAAAGCGGAACCGGCACCGGCACAGCAGAAGGACAGCAGGAUGAUGAUGCAUCAUGGUCCGGCAAACCGCUCGAAUUUCCUCGUGUUCAGGGUGCCGACUGCUGCGGUCGCAUCGUCGCCGUGGGCAAUGACGUCAAUUCGAAGCGUAUUGGAGAGCGCGUCCUCGUCAGGAAUAUGCUGCGGCAUUAUGUUGGCCGCGAACCUUACAAGUGCUGGACAUUUGGCUCGGAGUGUGACGGAGCCUUCGCACAAUAUACAAAAGCGCCUGCGGAAGAGACUCUCAAAGUCGAUUGCGACUGGAGUGACGUCGAACUCGGCUCUAUUCCCUGCGCCUUUUCGACAGCGGAGAACAUGCUGCAUCGUGCCAACGUCAAGUCCGGCGAACAUGUCGUUAUCACGGGUGCAUCUGGCGGUGUCGGUGCUGCAGCAAUCCAGCUCUCGAAGAGACGAGGCGCCUACGUGACCGCCGUCGGCGGCAAGGACAAAACAAAAGACAUGCUGGCAGUGGGUGCCGACCAAGUCAUUGCAAGAGACGACGACCUUGUUUCCAAGCUCGGGAAGAACUCCGCUGACGUGGCUCUCGACCUCGUUGCCGGCCCUUUAUUCUCUGGUCUGCUAGAUGUGCUCAAGCAAGGAGGAAGGUAUGCUACCGCUGGGGCUAUAGCAGGUCCACUAGUGGAACUCGAUGUACGGACUUUGUAUCUUAAGGAUCUCAGCUUCUUUGGCUGUACUUUUCAGGAAGAUGAGGUCUUUGCAAAUCUGAUUUCGUAUAUUGAGAAGGGCGAGAUUCGACCGCAUGUGGCCAAAGUGUAUCCGCUGAAAGAGAUCGGAGCAGCACAGGAACAUUUCGGGUCGAAGAAGACUUCUGGCAAGUUAGUACUUGAGAUACCAUAA